AUGAAUGAUAAUACUUCGCAAAGUCAAAUAAGCGCGAUUGUAGUGGGCGCUGGGCUUGGUGGGUGUGCAUGUGCUCUUGCGCUGAAGCACCAUGGUCACUCAGUGAUCAUUUAUGAGAGGCUACGAGCGUUUCGACGUCUUGGUGACUCGCUCGGCCUCGGCGAGAAUGCACUCAAGCUCCUCGAGCGGUGGGGAGGGCGUGACUUAUACAAUAGGCUAACAAGGAUCGGCAAUCAAGCCACAGACAUGCAAAUCCGGCGAUGGCACGAUGGCAAGAUCUUAGCGUCGCAGCCUCUAAUGGACAUGGCCGGCUAUAUCGGGCACAGAGGUGACUAUCAUUCCGCUUUUCUUUCAGCGGUGCAAGAUGCUGGUAUCGGUAUCCGUAUGGGCUGCGAAGUAACAGACUACGAAGACGAAGCGGGACGUCCACCGGCUAUUGUGCUAAGCGACGGCACCAGAGUCCCGGCCGAUAUCAUUAUUGGUGCUGACGGUAUUAAAUCGCGGGCCAGAGAACAAGUUCUUGGGUUCGCGGACGCCCCGAAGAGUACCGGAUACUCUUGCUAUCGGGCAUACUUCCCAGGCACACACCUGAAAGAGGACCCGUUAUGCAGAGAAUUUGUUGAUCAUGACUGCGUCAAUAUAUGGAUCGGGGAAGACACACAUCUAGUACAAAAUACUCUCCGUAACGGGGAUGAAUUUAACUGGAUCGUCACUCGAAAGCUGUCGCAUGAGGCAGACAUGGAGAUUAGGGAGUCGUGGUUCCAAGAGGGUGACCUAGAAGAUGUGGCACGCGUAACGGCAACAGUAGACCCUCGAAUUCGUGCGGCCGUGGCCAAGACGCCAUCAUGUCUAGACUGGAAGAUCUGUUAUCGUGACCCAUUGCCGACGUGGGUGUCACCCAGAAGCCAUAGAAUCGCACUCCUGGGCGAUAGCUGCCAUCCGCAUCUGCCUACAAGCGCGCAAGGGGCCAGCCAGGCAGCGGAGAGCGCUGCAGUGCUUGCAGUAUGCUUGAAGCUAGCAGGGAAGGGAAACGUACCACUUGCUACGAGGACGUACGAGAAACUUCGGUUUGCGCGCACAAGACAAAGUCAAAGAAACGGCGAGGAUCUUCGUGAUCGGUGGCAUAGUGCCCUUAAGAACGUCGACGAUGGCGUGGACAUAGACCCCGAGUCUCUCAAGAUUCGAAAUAGAUGGCUUUAUGCAUUCGAUGCUGAGGCUGAUACGUUAGAGCGGUGGGAAGAAGUGUCUGACCUAGUUGGCAAUGAGUUGCGCUCGGGUGAAAUCACACCUCUGUGUUAG
Xylaria bambusicola is the source of this 1299-nucleotide messenger RNA. Its product is annotated as salicylate hydroxylase. Bases 1 to 1299 code for a protein of 432 amino acids. The record is from RefSeq and is a predicted model, not a curated record. Gene Ontology annotation, biological process: secondary metabolite biosynthetic process. Lineage: Eukaryota; Fungi; Ascomycota; Sordariomycetes; Xylariales; Xylariaceae. Gene Ontology annotation, molecular function: monooxygenase activity; FAD binding. The transcript has 8 exons.